CAGUUGUCACCGGCAGCGGCAGGGCCGGGCGGGAGGGGCAGCACCAUCCGCGGGACCGCCACUGCACAGAGCCCCCUUCCCUCACUCCGGCUCCCCCCGUCCCUCCGCCAUGACCACCACGGCCACGUUCUCGGGCAUGGACCCCAAUGGCAGGAACAGCUCCAGAGUCCUGCGUCCUCCUGGAGGAGGGUCCAACUUCUCCUUGGGGUUUGAUGAGCCCAAAGAACAACCCGUGCGAAGGAACAAAAUGGCAUCCAGCAUCUUUGGGACUCCUGAAGAGAACCCACCUUCCUGGGCUAAAGCAUCUGGGGCUAAGCCGGGUGAAAUCAGAGACAACUGUGAAUCAUCUGGACCACAAAGAACAAACUCAACUGAGGCAAACUGUGGAGACUUUGUAGAUCCCAAGGGAGGAGAUGUCGGUGGUGAAAUUUCUGAAAACAUUGAGGCUGAUGUAGAAGCUGCCCCAGGUCAGAGUGAAGAAAAAUCCCUGCCUGCUGCACCUGUUCCUAGCCCAGUAGCACCAGCACCUGCACCAUCCAGGAGAAAUCCACCCGGUGGCAAGUCCAGCCUAGUCCUCGGUUAAACCUUUCCCUUCCUGACUGUUUUGAACUCGUGUCUGUUUUCUUUCCCCCAUGCUUGUGAACUGCACAACUUGAGCCUGACUGUACAUCUCAAAUUUCUUUCAUUAAAAAGAAGCACUUUAUGUACUCCAUCUUUUUUUGAAGUCAAGGGUUUUUUCCACUUCUGUCCUGUGUUUCCCCCAGAUCUACUGGAAGUGACAUGAGUGUUUUCUAGUGAUAGACUUGAGGGAAAGCUUUAUGAAGUAUUGUAAUGUAAUUCAAAGGAGAGUAGCUUGGUUCUAAGUGUGCUUAGAGGGUUUUUGUACUGAGGUUUUUCUUUUUAGAACCCCUUAGCUUUACAAGGGUCUAGAAUCCUGGUUACCCAGGCCAGCAAACAAUCAGCAAGAGCGGUCCCUUCCCUCCACAUGUGGGAUUUAGGGAUCUAAAAGGCUUCAUUGACUGCAUGUGGUAAAUGCCUUGAGCCCUGCUGUGCCAUAUAAAUCAUUGAGUGGUUAAUGUACACCAUGCUGCCUUUAAAAACAAAAUAAAUCUUGAUACUGGACUACUACGAUGCAGGGUCUGUGCCAAAUAGAGGGCUGAUGACCAGAGCCACCUGGCCUAGUGCUGGGAAGGGGCUGAUUCAGACUUUAUUCAGUAAAGGUGGAGUGGAUCAUAUAAAUAAGAAUUACAGGGCAUUUUUUUUUUUACAACUGACUCAAUGCUGUGCAUGAUCAUGCUGGUGCUUGACCAUGAGGUGAAAAUCUCAUCCUUUAAAAGUGUGUGUUGUAAUUUCACGGAGCUGGAUUGUUGCUUAAAAGUAAAUAAUAUAGAAAUUUUGAAGCCGU
Molecule: messenger RNA, 1405 nt
Organism: Corapipo altera (White-ruffed manakin)
Lineage: Eukaryota; Metazoa; Chordata; Aves; Passeriformes; Pipridae
Gene: JPT1
Product: Jupiter microtubule associated homolog 1
Exons: 5
Coding region: 110-583 (157 amino acids)
Cellular component (GO): nucleus
Source: RefSeq, a predicted model, not a curated record